Molecule: messenger RNA, 1695 nt
Organism: Pipistrellus kuhlii (Kuhl's pipistrelle)
Lineage: Eukaryota; Metazoa; Chordata; Mammalia; Chiroptera; Vespertilionidae
Gene: CITED2
Product: Cbp/p300 interacting transactivator with Glu/Asp rich carboxy-terminal domain 2
Exons: 2
Coding region: 150-1154 (334 amino acids)
Biological process (GO): left/right pattern formation; regulation of DNA-templated transcription; sex determination
Cellular component (GO): nucleus
Source: RefSeq, a predicted model, not a curated record
GCCAGCCCGGUCCCUCCGAGGGCUGGGUCUGCCCCGGAGGAAGCGCGCGAGGCGGAGCUGGGGAAUAACAACAGGAUGUGCAACCCACAGGACGAGGAGGGCUGGUUGAAAGCCUUAAGUUCGCGGCGGGGCUGCGGGGCACUUCCUUUAUGAGGCGACUUAGGGAGAGCGAGAGCAGAGGGGGGUGUGGGCUCCGCGCCUCCCGCCCGAUCGCCGGGGAAGGGGCUGUGUGUGCCAGCGCGCCCGGCUCCUCCGUUGUGGGUGGCAGGAGGUCCGCCGUGUUGGCGAGUCCCGGACUGGACAUGGCAGACCAUAUGAUGGCCAUGAACCACGGGCGCUUCCCCGACGGUACCAACGGGCUGCACCACCACCCUGCCCACCGCAUGGGCAUGGGGCAGUUCCCGAGCCCGCACCACCACCAGCAGCAGCAGCAGCAGCCGCAGCCGCAGCCCCAGCACGCCUUCAACGCCCUCAUGGGCGAGCACAUACACUACGGCGCGGGCAGCAUGAGCGCCGCGGGCGGCGGCAUCCGGCACGCGAUGGGGCCGGGGACUGUGAACGGAGGGCACCCGGCGAGCGCGCUGGCCCCCGCGGCCCGGUUCAACAACUCGCAGUUCCUGGGCCCCCCGGUGGCCAGCCAGGGAGGCUCCCUGCCGGCCAGCAUGCAGCUGCAGAAGCUCAACAACCAGUAUUUCAACCACCACCCCUACCCCCACAACCACUACAUGCCGGAUUUGCACUCUGCUGCUGCCGCCGCCGCCGCCGCCGCUGCAGGCCACCAGAUGAACGGGACAAGCCAGCACUUCCGAGAUUGCACCCCCAAGCACAGCGGCGGCGGCAGCACCACCCCGGGCUCGGGGGGCAGCAGCACCCCUGGCGGCUCCGGCGGCACCUCCGGCGGCGCGGGCAGCGGCGGCAAUAGCGGCAGCGGCGGCAGCACCAUGCCCGCCUCCGUGGCCCACGUCCCCGCUGCAAUGCUGCCGCCCAAUGUCAUAGACACUGAUUUCAUCGAUGAGGAAGUGCUCAUGUCCUUAGUGAUAGAGAUGGGCUUGGACCGCAUCAAGGAGCUGCCUGAACUCUGGCUGGGGCAGAAUGAGUUCGAUUUCAUGACGGACUUCGUGUGCAAACAGCAGCCCAGUCGAGUCAGCUGUUGACUCCGAUCAAAACACCAGGCGAAAAGGAAAAAAAAAGAAAUCAAACCCUCCCAACUUCUUCUUCGGUGUGAAUUAAAAAAAAAAAAACAAACACAAAAAGCAUUCCCUUAGACACAGUAUCUCAACUUUUCAAAUCCUUGAAAGGUCUGAGAACUUGGAAACAAAGUAAACUAUACACUUGUACAAAUUGGUUUAAAAAAAAAAUUGCUGCCACUUUUUUUUUUCUCCUCCUGUUUUUGUUUCGUUUUUGUAGCCUUGACAUUCACCUCCCUUAUGUAGUUUGAAAUAUCUAGCUAACUUGGUCUCUUUUUUUGUUGAUGUUGUUGUUGUUUGUUUUUUACUCCUUGAUUUCCUCACUUUCUCCAGUGCUCAACUGUUAGAUAUUAAUCUUGGCAAACUGCUUAAUCUUGUGGAUUCUGUAGAUGGUUUCAAAUGACUGAACUGCAUUCAAAUUUAUGAGUGAAAGGAAAAAUUGCAUUAGUGGGUUGCAUGAACUCUGAAGGGCAGAUGCACAAACUCUGCCACCUCGCUUCAUUUUUUU